CUUUGAGCGCGACCUGAUCGCGACAACACAUCCCACCCCUCAUACUGAGGCUAUCAUCUGUUACAGUUAAUAAUCGCCUCGCUCGUCUAUAGGACUGCACUUACUCAAGACUAUUCUCAACAUUUAUAUCGCGAUUUAACUAUCUCAGUCAGUCAAUGCCAAGGGGAAAGCUCACAACGCUACUUGAGUUGGACUUGGAGCAGGACUUGGACCUAUUUACCCAUCAAACACAGCCAUUAACGAAAACCAUGCCUCCCGCAAAGAGAGGCCGCGCCGCCGCAACAGGCCGAGUAGCCAAGUCAACUCGAGUGCCACGAGCAUCGGCACGGAAUGCGCUGGCUGAGAAAGCUGGGAACAUCCAAGAGGACUCGACAGAAAGCAGAGGCAUAAAACGACCUGCUAGCGAUGCGAUUGAUGCGCCAGAAGACCAGGAUACCGAAGCCAAGCCCAGGCCAGGAAGAGGACGACCAAGGGUGACUAAGGCACGAAGACUUGCUGAGGCUGAGGAGGAAGACGAGCUAUCGGUCAUGGAGAGUGAAACCACUCCACCUCAGCCUGUCAGAAGAGGACGCAAACCCAAGAUUAAUGUUGAAGCCGAGAAAGCCGAGGUCGCCGAAAUUCCCGAGACACAGCCAGAAAUAGAGAUUCCUGAAACUCAGCAAGUUGAUAUAGCAGACACCGAUAUAGUGGAAGAUGAUCCAAUAGAGGUGGUACCUUUUCGGUAUCUUAGUCAAGGGAUAUCCUCCGUUCAACGACCUCAAUCCAAAACGUUAUUUACUGCCAGCCGAAGGCCUGUUUCCGCUUCUGAUUCCGAACUAAAUGACCCAAGCUUGAGACGGCGCAUUGGAGAACUUACUCGGAAAAACGAGGCGCUCGAAGCUAAAUAUCGUGAUCUACGGGAAAUUGGUGUUCAGGAAGCAGAGCGAAAUUUCGAUCGACUAAGAAAGCAAAGCGAAGAAAGAGCAAACACGGAUAAAGAGCUCAUCGCCACUCUCAAGGCCCAGUUAGCCGGCGAGACAGAGGUAGCUAAAGAGGUCGAGCAACUUCGAAAGCAGCUUGAAGACAGUCAAAAGAAGGUUGAAGAACUACAAGGCUCUUUGACGGAAGCGAAGGCUGAAAUCAAGACAUUGUCGACAAAACUUACUGCCGCUCGAUCGGCAGAGCCAGCCAACGUAAAGAUUCCCGGUAGUGCCAUGAAGAACAACUUUGCAAAUAACCGACAUGCUAUCAACGCUGCAGAAGCUGCAGCUCAAGUGGCACAGAAGAAAGAAAACCUCUAUGGGGACCUGACGGGCUUGCUGGUCUGCGGCGUUAAGCGAGAAAAUGAUGAAGAAGUGUUCGACUGUGUGCAAACAGGUAGAAAUGGAACUCUCCAUUUCAAAUUGUCGAUUGCACUCGAUGGGUCAUCAGACAAGUUCGAAGAUGCACAGUUCAUGUACAUGCCUCAGCUUGAUGGCGCUCGAGACCAGGAGCUGAUCGAUACGCUGCCGGAUUAUCUUGUCGAGGAAAUUACUUUCCCGCGGUUACAUGCGGCGAAGUUCUAUUCAAGAGUGGUGAAGGCCUUGAAUGACCGACCAGAGUAAUUCACGGCCUUAGCGGCUGGUGUAUGGGGACUUUACCCAUUGAACUAAGCAGUUUAGGGUGUGAACGUUCAAGACAAGGCUGGACAAAUCGGGCAGAUGGUGUGGUUACGAUGCUUUAUGAUACCCAUCUAGUUAUUCUGGCGUUAUGAGGGGCUUGAGACAUACCUAGGUAGUCUAUAGAGUGACAUUUGAGAUUUUCCUGGCCUCGUAAUAGCACAAGAUGCGCGUAUAUGCAGCCUGAUCAGAAUCACAAACAUGGGCUUCAUCGUGUAAGCUGCUCAAUUAUUUAGGUAUAUCUUGUUCGUAGGUGCUGUGCUCGUUACCUACCUCCAGUCUGCCUGGGUAUGGUCAGCUCCUAUCCCAAAUCCUUUGGACAGGGCAGAGACAGGGGCAGAG
Molecule: messenger RNA, 1979 nt
Organism: Xylaria bambusicola
Lineage: Eukaryota; Fungi; Ascomycota; Sordariomycetes; Xylariales; Xylariaceae
Product: chromosome segregation protein Csm1/Pcs1-domain-containing protein
Exons: 3
Coding region: 156-1583 (475 amino acids)
Biological process (GO): attachment of mitotic spindle microtubules to kinetochore; meiotic sister chromatid segregation; homologous chromosome segregation
Cellular component (GO): nucleolus; monopolin complex; chromosome, centromeric core domain
Molecular function (GO): protein binding; microtubule site clamp
Source: RefSeq, a predicted model, not a curated record